This is a messenger RNA of Rhododendron vialii, 673 nucleotides long. RefSeq names its product 2-C-methyl-D-erythritol 2,4-cyclodiphosphate synthase, chloroplastic-like. Gene Ontology annotation, biological process: terpenoid biosynthetic process. The annotation marks the transcript as partial. The transcript is spliced from 3 exons. NCBI's taxonomy places the organism in Eukaryota, Viridiplantae, Streptophyta, Magnoliopsida, Ericales, Ericaceae. The record is from RefSeq and is a predicted model, not a curated record. Gene Ontology annotation, molecular function: 2-C-methyl-D-erythritol 2,4-cyclodiphosphate synthase activity.
CGGUUCGAAAAUGAGCGACAGACGACUACCAGUGCCACUCCGUCGAAGUCUCUGCCGUUCCGGGUGGGACACGGGUUCUAUCUCCACAGGCUGGAGCCUGGGUACCCUCUCAUAAUCGGGGGCAUCGAUAUUCCUUUCGAAAAUGGCUGCGAAGCUCACUCCGACGGAGAUGUGUUGCUUCAUUGUGUUGUAGAUGCAAUUUUGGGUGCUUUAGGGCUUCCGGACGUUGGGCAGAUCUUCCCAGACAAUGAUCCCAAGUGGAAAGGUGCAGCAUCGUCUGUUUUCAUCAAGGAAGCUGUGAGACUGAUGCAUGAGGCAGGCUAUGAGCUCGGAAACUUAGAUGCCACUUUGAUUCUUCAAAGGCCGAAGCUGAGCCCGCACAAGGAGGCUAUCAGGGCAAAUUUGUCGAACCUUCUUGGCGCAGACCCUUCUGUUGUGAACUUGAAAGCGAAAACUCAUGAGAAGGUCGACAGCCUUGGGGAAAACAGGAGUAUCGCAGCACAUACUGUUGUUCUUCUUAUGAAGAAGUAGGAGAUUGGCCAUUUCCAAACAUAAAUCUCUAAGACAGAAAAUACUGUCCUUGUUACUGUUGUAUUUAUACAGCUUAUGAGGAACCCAAUUGAUUGUUCUUUCAUACAGUUGAAUAUAUACAGAAUGCAAUGGGUAUUUUAAC